AUGAUGUUCGCACCUGCGGGGUUCUCUAUGCUACCGGAGAAAAAACAACAAUCUAAGGGUUUUUUCCUUGAUAUUUAUGAAGAUCCAUUUAAAUGGUCUUUAGUUAAGAGCGUUGGCCUCUACGGCUUUGGCAUUCUUGGCUUCUUCGUAAUUAACGCUGGUAUGAACGCCCCACCGGAACUCCUGUGUAUUCAGCCAUCCCGUUUGUCUGGGUCAAUUCAACGUUUGCUUUCAUUGAAUAAAGUUGGAGUAACAGUGUGUGACGGUCGAAUUGUCCGUGCCAAAGUGGAUGAGGAGACAUCUAACGCCGAAUCAGACACUGCUGAUUCCUCUGACCCUGUUUUUCCUGGCACUUCAACCUUUCUUAAAGGUACACAGAGUGCUAAUCCUCACAAUGACUACUGUCAGCAUUUUGUAGAUACUGGUAAACGACCACAGAAUUUCAUUCGAGAUACCGGACUGAGACAUCGCUUUGAAGAAUAUCCCAAGUUGCGAGAGCUGAUUCGACUCAAAGACGAACUCAUACAGUCCCGUGUUACUCCACCGAUGUACCUCCGGACUGAUUUGCAUACCUUCAAUCUCCUUGAUCUCAACUCCGUCUUUGAUGUUAUCCUUGUGGAACCGCCACUAGAUCGGUCUUGGUCUUGGGAGGAGAUCGAGAUGUUGGAAAUCGAAAAGAUCGCAGCGCCGCGCUCUUUCAUUUGGAUUUGGUGUGGUAGUGGCGAGGGACUAGAUGGAGCCAGGAAAUGUCUCAAAAAGUGGGGUUUUCGAAGAUGCGAGGACAUUUGUUGGAUUAAAACAAAUAAAAAUCGACCAGGUCACGACCAAUUGGAACCAGGUGCAGUUCUUCAACGUACCAAAGAACACUGCCUAAUGGGAAUUCAUGGAACUGUUCGACGGUCAGUUGAUGGAGAUUUCAUUCACGCAAAUCUAGAUAUCGAUUUAAUCAUUAGCGAAGAUCCUAAAUCCACUGGUCUUACGUAUGGAGGGAGGGAUAAACCAACAGAAAUAUUCCACAUUAUUGAACAUUUUUGUUUGGGUAGACGCCGACUCCAUUUGUUUGGGCGUGAUAGCACUCUCAGAGCUGGAUGGUUAACCGUUGGCAGUGAACUCUCAGCUAGCAAUUUCGACGCACAAGUCUACUCGGGGUACUUUACGCGGGAACCGAAUGGACAUUUGGUGGGGAGUACGGAGGAAAUCGAGCGUUUGAGACCCAAAUCACCACCUUCAUCGCAUUCACUUCAGGCAGGUGCAGGGACACAAAAUUCCUCUCUGCCUUCUUCUUCGGCUCCUUUAAUUAGACAGGGAAGGGAAGGUAUAACGCCCUCACUUCUGGGUAAACCAAUUCCUGGUGGAAGAAUGAACCAAUCUCAUCACCAGAACAGGAUUGAUCAGAGAUCUCUAUUGAAUUUAGUAUCAUUAAUAGCUCAGAACAAUCUCCCCAACCAACAACACCAAAUGAACCCCUUACUAUCGUCGCUCGGUAAAACAACGCGAACUUCUGAUUCUCUUGGAUCGGAUUUACCUCUACAAACAUCUUAUCUGCUCCAACACACUUCACAGGGUAUUAAUCUCCCUCUUUCGGGCCAAUUCAACAACCUACAAAUCAACCCAAGCUGCUUCGGUACAAAUGAAAGGAUACAGGCACUGGCGUUACAAAUGUUUGCUGCUGCAAAUCAAAACACCUCAACCACUCCCACAAACUCUUCUAUUUUUAAAUAA
This is a messenger RNA of Rodentolepis nana, 1722 nucleotides long. The record is from the annotation of a GenBank genome assembly. NCBI's taxonomy places the organism in Eukaryota, Metazoa, Platyhelminthes, Cestoda, Cyclophyllidea, Hymenolepididae.